Messenger RNA from Amyelois transitella, 3621 nucleotides. RefSeq names its product FHIP family protein GJ17503. NCBI's taxonomy places the organism in Eukaryota, Metazoa, Arthropoda, Insecta, Lepidoptera, Pyralidae. The record is from RefSeq and is a predicted model, not a curated record. The transcript is spliced from 16 exons. Bases 289 to 3030 code for a protein of 913 amino acids.
UCAUUCAUGGUUGUCUUUGGGGUCUGUUCUGCAAUUUUUUUUUGUCUUGUGAUUUUUACCCAUAUUUCACAAAUUUUUAAAUAAAUUAAUGCGUUUAGGAAUAUUAAAUAGAGAUAACACCAUCGAAAUAAUAUUAUAGGGAUUUGGUGUACUUUUCAUGUGGUUAUGCGUGACAUAAUCCCUAUGAGGCAUCAAAAAGUAAUGUGAUUUUAUGUUCUAUUUUGUGGGAGCUGCAUCUAUUUUGGACUCGAGCUUCUUUUAAUAAGGCACACAAAUGCUAAAGCAGCCAUGAGCUGGCUGCGUAACACUUCGCUGUCGUUCGCGAGACAGCUGUCCAGGAGCCUGGACCCCCGGCACGACUACGAGCCUCAGGCGUGCUAUAAUUCCUUUUGCAAGCAUUGGCAGCAAGCCAAUGAAAUCAUUAAUAAGUCACAGCCUCAACAUCUACACGAUGACGUGUUAGGAGUAGUAAACCACCUUGAGCAGCUGGCAACACUACUCGUCCUUGAAGCGAGGGCGCAGGAAAUCAACACCCUUACCAACCAAGCAACGUGCCUUGAGCACCUCCUAAGCGAAAACUUAUUGGAUAAGCUGUACGAGUGGGCGAUAUGUACUGGCAAAUAUGAAAAUGCGGUCCGGCUCGAGCAACUCAAAUUGUUUGGAACGCUCGUCAGCCAUUACAGUUCACAGGUGAUAGCCGCGGAACCAUUUCUAAGACCGCUCCUCAAAUUGCUUAGCGGCUUCAGAAAUGAACUCCCACCGGAGAAUUUGGAAAGUCAACUAGUGACAGUGCUGAAUCAGCUGUGCGUCGCUUUGAUUCAGAAUAUAAAGUUCAUUGACCUUUUUUUCCUGACGACGCACACGCAUAAAGGAUCGCAGUCUGAAUUCAUAAUCGUCCGUCUCCUUCUAACGUCUGUACACCGGGAGGGUAGCACGGGGUCGGCGGCUCGCGACGCUCUGCUGCUCUGCGCCAAUAUGUCCUCCAGGUGUACUCAGCUCGCUGACUACAUGAUGUCUGGGAACACGUGUCCGGUACUUGCAACGGGUUUAAGCGGGUUAUACUCGCUGUUGCCGAGAACAUUGAGUGACAAAAUCCAUAGAUUGACGCCAGACGACGUGAAUCAAGUUCACAAGUUGACGCUCUUCAUUGAUUCUCUAGAGUUCUGCAAUGCUGUUGCUCAGGUAGCGCAUCCGUCCAUAAAGAAGCACCUAUUAGACUUGCUGUAUCAAGGUUUCUUAGUGCCUGUAUUGGGCCCUGCGCUACUGCAGACAAAACCGGGGCCGUUGCAGAGUGGCGCUGGCGAGCAAGCGGCGGCGAUGGCGUACCUAGAGUUGGUCCUUCGGUGCGUCACUCGACGAGGAUUGUUAAGGGCCGUACUGCAUUUCCUCUUCACGUAUGAGUACGACGGCGUGAGAGUUAUAGAUAUAUUGUUGAGGAGACUCGAUGGGAACUCGCAGCUAUCACUCGUCUCCUUAUCUUUAAUGGAAACACUGAUCAACCUCAAUUGCGAAGACGUGAUGAUCGAGCUAAUAUACAAACACAUACUCAACGGCCACCAUGUUAUGACGUCACACAAACACAAAAUAUCGAACCCAGAACCGUACAGAGAGGCAGCCGUUGCUUUUUUGAGCCUCACGCCAAGAUGUUGUCAAAGAUCGUUGGAGAAGACUAAGAGUUGGGUAGAUGAUUUAGCAUUGAGCGGUAGAAGAGUGUUGGAGUUCAAAAGAGAAGAUGAAUCGAGAAGGAUAAACGGGUAUAAUGAGGAUAUUAUAAUGAGUAAUCUAGUCCAGGAAGUUAAGUUUAAUUAUGGGAAUCCCAACGAAUCCCUAAUAGGGAACUACCACGCGUACCUAUGCGAUGCGCGUUUCGAAAUCGUAUCGCGAACCAUUGCGUGUUUAGAAUGGACGUCUAAAUACGACUCCAUACCGUCGCCGAAACGAGAAGCGAACAACAACAGAGAGCGGGACGCUGAUACCCAAGUGAAAGAGAUGGAUAGUCUCGUAUCUUGCACCAGUGGAUACGAUACGCUAAAAACAAGUGAUACGUCAGAGAAAGAACAGCACAGUUUAACUUCUCUAAGCGAACACGUCGAAGUGAAAAACGAUAAUGACAAUACUAGCAAUAAAUCAGUUAGUUUUGAAGAGAAACACAGUGACACUUCAGUGAAAAAUGAUAAUGUUAGUGAAACGUCGUUAGGUGAAAGUGAUUAUGAAAGCUUUAGGUUUAAAGAGUUCGAAGAUGAAGGAUUCGCUGAAGAAUCAUUUAUGAAGAGUAUUGAGGAUGAGAAAGUGCAGGAGUUUGAGAGUGAAGUGCCUUUAGCGAGGAAUUGGAGGGCCAGUGCUGAAUCAAUCAUCGGCCCACUCCUCAGUUGCCUGCUGAAGAAAUCGUCCAUGUUGCUGGAAUCAGAAGUUCGCGUUAAUUGUCUAGUGACGAGCGUGGUUUGCAAACUGGCCUCUUUGCCGACACCCUUGCUGACGUCACUGUUGCUAUGCCCUGCGUUUGUCUUGCAGCCGAAUGUGCCUUCUCUAUUCCAAAUCCUCAACAAAUUGAAGGAAGAAGUGGACGAGCUCACUAGUUCGAUAGACAAUAUCAAUGAGCUGGUAGAUAAGGCUAGAGUUUUCCUCAUCCAACGAGAGAUGGCGCUGGUCAAGUCGAGGGUACCCGCAAGUGAUGAAAGUCACACCCACACUGAGACAGCUCUGGCGAAGCCCGAGGACUCCCCGUUCCGUCGCAUGGAGUCCAAACGGCGCAGUUUGUCAACAAGUCUAUCUAAUAUGUUUGGAAGGCGUUCUUCAUGUUCAUCACAACACAGUCCGCACAGUGCAACAACAUACCACGCUAGUCCACAAAAACGGCUUAUAUUCACGCAAGAAGAUUACUGGAACCAAUCUAUCACACUCCGGUCAGUACUAAAUGCUGUAAUUUUAGACGAAUGGGCUAAAGAAUUAGCGGCAUUGUGCGAAGAACACGCUUUAAGAUUAUCAGCAAAUAAUGAAGAUGAUUCGUAUAUAAGGUCGGUGGCAUUAUGACUGCGCGCCAACGCCGCUGGCGGAUUUAAAAAAAAAACAGCGAAAGAAAUUAACACUGGCACAUAAAAUUGAUAUUUGAACACGGAAGUGUAAACAUUCUGGAAAACGUUAUUCGAACAAAAGGAAUAAAUUGCCGCAAAUUACCAUAUUUUCAUUUCUUUAAUAUUAGGGCCAAUCAAAAAGAGACAGAGCGGUACGGAAAUUUUUGAGGAUAACUUCUCAUCUAAGAGUUGCGUCAAUGUUUUCCAUUUUGUUCAUCCUUUAAUGGAUUCAAAUUUCAGCUGAUUCGAAAUCCGGCCAAAAAUGAUUAUGUUAAUAAAAGUAUUGUAGUGCAAUUUAAAGAGCGAUGUGAAAGCUUUUAGUGUAAGUUACUUGCCUUCGUAAACUUUUACAGAACAAUUAUAAUGUAUAUAUAAAAUAAUAUAUUUAAGAUUUUCGAAUUAGUAAAUAAUUGUAAUCUUAAACAAAUAUUUUAUCGGAUUUUGUGAUUUCCUUUCUUUUUUCUUGUAAACAUUCUCUUCUCAACAUCAAAUGGUUGUGCCACUCUCCGAAUUGAUUAAUUUGCUCAACUGCUUUUAUAUAAUGUGUUUA